AUUUAUUUUUGUGUGUGUGCGCUUGUUAAAUUAAAGUUUUGGAUAAAUCGUGACAACUCGUGAAACGUUCAAGAACAGUUCGGGGAAUGUCUAUUGAAAGAACAAUGAAGGCUUAACAUACUACCAUUAUAGAUGUUUUCGGGCACCACUAAGGCGUUUCGUCGCACUACCUCCUUCAGACGCUUUCCCUGCACUGCAGCAUCUCCUGGUACACAUCACCUUCUUUUCUGAUCGGUCGUGGGCGAGUAGAAGCAAAUGGGAAAAAAAGGGAGGUCGCCUCAUAUGAACAGACUCGUAUUUUGCAACCUGCGUUACGUUUCCAUAGUCACGUCACAUCGGCUCCACCAUGUUGUAGGAAGUCCACCGCUCCUCCUCACUCCCUGUCAGAUUACCGUUUAAUCUGAGGGGGAGGAUACACCGUCAAGACGCAGUCUGCAUCUUGGAAGGACUCUCGGUGUUCAUCCACAGCUGGUGCCGUUCACCGCGACUUUACGUGAGACUAUUUCUAUUUCUAUUUAAACGGUCUGCACGUAGAAGAUGAAACGCCUGUUUCCCAUCCCUGUUUUUUCCUGUCUGCCGAUUUGCCGACACGUUAAAAUGUUAGCCGGCUAACUAGCUGAAAAAAAGAGUAACUAAAUCGGAUUAAGUUAGUUAACAACGGCCGCCUCCCGGGCAGGUAUUACUUGACAAACUAUUACAAGGCACACGCUCGCCUUUUGGUUUUUCCCGUCUAUUACGUCGACAUUACUACUUUGUGCCGUUACUACUCGCUAGCAUCGAUGUCGUCGCAAAUGUUAGCUUAGCGCGAGGUAAUUAGCCCACCGACUCGCAACAAGAGCUCGAGCCCCCAGGGUUUGUCGCGAGCUAAUCUUCACCGUUAGUUCGGAAACCGCGUUAGGCUCGAGCCGAGUGACGACGCAGCAGCGCGCGGCCGGCGGGGCCGACGUGCUCUCCCGCGUGCGGGCCAGCUGGCGAGAGAGACACCCGCAAAAUCUGAUCCCCGAGAUUAGUCCUCAGACGAAGCGAAGAUGUCCGGGAAGGAUAAGGACAAAGACAAACCGGAGAAACAGUCCACAACGGAGCGGCUGGUCAAAGCUGUGCCGUACCCUCCGCAACACAAGCUGACGGUGAAGGAGCUGUUUGAGAGCGGCAAGCCCAACGCCGAGCUGCUCCGCAACCACCUUGUCAAAGAGGGCAGGGUGGAGGAGGAUGUGGCUCUGAAGAUCAUCAACGACGGGGCCAACAUCCUCCGCCAGGAGAAGUGCAUGCUGGAAGUGGACGCACCGAUAACAGUAUGUGGCGAUGUCCAUGGACAAUUCUUUGACCUUAUGAAGUUGUUUGAAGUGGGGGGAUCACCCAGUAACACGCGGUACCUCUUCCUCGGUGACUACGUGGACCGAGGAUACUUCAGCAUCGAGUGUGUUCUCUACCUCUGGUCGCUCAAGAUCAACCAUCCCAGCACGCUCUUCCUCCUGCGCGGGAACCAUGAGUGCCGACACCUCACAGAGUACUUCACCUUCAAACAGGAAUGUAAAAUAAAAUACUCUGAGCGGGUGUACGACGCCUGCAUGGAGGCCUUCGACUGUCUGCCCCUCGCCGCUCUGCUCAACCAACAGUUCCUGUGUGUGCACGGCGGACUCUCACCAGAAAUCAACUGCCUAGACGACAUAAGGAAAUUAGACAGGUUUAAAGAGCCUCCAGCGUUCGGGCCCAUGUGUGACCUGAUCUGGGCGGACCCCGGCGAGGACUACGGCAGCGAAAAGACAACUGAACAUUUCAACCAUAACUCCGUCAGGGGCUGCUCUUACUUUUUCAGUUACUCCGCCGUCUGUGACUUUUUGGUAAAUAAUAACUUGCUGUCGGUAAUAAGAGCACACGAAGCUCAGGAUGCUGGGUAUCGGAUGUACCGAAAAAGCCAGACCACAGGCUUCCCUUCCUUAAUCACCAUCUUCUCAGCUCCUAAUUACCUGGACGUUUACAACAACAAAGCCGCCGUACUAAAGUAUGAGAACAACGUGAUGAACAUCCGGCAGUUCAACUGCUCCCCGCACCCUUACUGGCUGCCCAACUUCAUGGAUGUCUUCACAUGGUCUUUGCCUUUUGUCGGAGAGAAAGUGACAGAGAUGCUGGUCAACGUACUGAACAUCUGCUCUGACGAUGAGCUCAUGUCUGAGGGAGAUGACCUCUAUGAAGGUGGAACAUCUGCGAUGCGCAAGGAGGUCAUCCGCAACAAGAUCCGCGCCGUGGGGAAGAUGGCCCGGGUCUUCGCCGUGCUCAGGGAGGAAAGUGAAAAUGUGCUCACGCUCAAAGGCCUCACCCCAACUGGAACUCUCCCCGUGGGAGUGCUGUCGGGGGGGAAGCAGACCCUGCAGACGGCUACGAUUGAGGCAGCUAAAGCACAAGCCAUUCAAGGCUUCUCUCCCACGAGGAAGAUUCGCAACUUCGAGGAGGCGCGCGGCCUGGACCGGAUUAACGAGCGCAUGCCGCCGCGCAAAGACGGCCAGCAGCCGGACGGCACCGCCAUCGCCCCCGCCGCACCCAACAAGAACGGCACGGACGGAUAGAGCCCCCCCCCCCCCCCCCCCCCCCCCCCUCCCCUGUCUUUAACCCCCGCCCCCACUCAUUGCCCCCGCUGUCUCUCUGUCUCCGCCUCCCUCUGCGUCCUCCACCAUCCGUCACGAGAAAGGACGCAACGUCGCUCCCUCACAAAAGGAAUAGGAGGCGAUGGAGCGGUGAAACCUCUUCCAUCUGCUGACAAAAAGAUAUCAAGUUUGAUCUGGUGAGUGGGGGUGGGGGGGGGAUCAUAUUAAAUAUAUUAGAGAUGUUGUUUAAUAGCAACAAAUCCUUCACUGAAGACAUUUUGUCCUAACUUAUACAGUACAAAUGAUCCCACCCCCUCCUCCGCCCCCAAAAAAAGGUUAUUUUAUGAGUUGAUGCGGAUCGAUGCGAUGUCGGGAGUUUUAGUCACUUAAAUUAUUAUUAUUAUUUUUAUUCUGUGUGUUGAGUGAGGGAGGGAUUCCAAAUACUGUCGAUGGCACGUCCCUGUGUGUCUGUCGAGGCGUUUUCUGGCCCGCUCAGUGUUUGCUUCUACGCGCGUCAGUCAGGAGAGGAAUGCCGCAUGUGUCGAGAGGUGAAAGGGGGAAGAAAAUGAUAUCAGGACAAUUAUUAUCAAUCCAUAUUUUAUACUUGAAAACAGGAGACUUUUAGUGCUAUUUAUACAUUUUCCACCAAACUUUGAUGAAUCCCCAAAGAUGCUGAAUGGACUUUUCCUGUUCAGUAUUUUGUCCGCUUCCAGAGUAUUUUCCGUCUCUACACUAGUUUAUGAGUGACAAAGAUCCUAAAGAGUGAGGGCUUAUUGCUUUGCGUGUGAUGGUAGUUGCUGCUUGUUCCGUGCUGGUUACGACUUGUAUUCACUUUGAUGCCAACUGUGAUGUUCUCGCUCCGCUAAACCAAAAAACUAAUAAUAAAAAAAAGGGGGGACAUACAGUCCAGCAUCUCAUAUUCUAAAUCAAAAGCGACAGAGACCUGCCAAACCCCUGCGUCCUGGUGGGAGGCGCCGAGGUGAAGCCCGACUCUCCGGGGUCGAGCACGGCACCAGAAACCAAAACCGUCAAAGUGUUUUGUCUUCGGUCGUCCUUUUUGGACUGAGGAGGACACGUCAUGUUCUCAGAAAGCAGAGGAGCCGCGCUGUCCUCAAACAGAUGCUCGGUGUUGCUUAGGAGACGCCAGUGUAUUUAACAGAAUUCUGACUUCAGAAUUUGUUUUUCUUUUUUUUUUCUAAGCUGUAUCAGUAUCUCCAUCUACUGUUGAUGAUACAGAACGCAGGUUUUUUUUUUUUUAUUGUGUCCUGCGUGCACAUCGCAGAGGCAAAGGUUUGAUACCCAGUGGAAUGGCGGCUCUUCACUGUGCGUGAAUAAAGCACCGAGUCACCCCCUCGGUGCGCUCUAAGGUACCGCCUAAAGAGUACUGUAAUCAUCUCCACCACAUACGUGCAUGCAUGCAUACAUGCAUACAUGCAUCAUAUUUUGCAACGCUGGUGUACACAGGCUUUAGUGUUGGGCCUUCCACCUCCACUCCCCUCCUGAGCCUUUAAGACGUCGCUGAGAUACACGAGACCAACUCAACCGGUGCUUCGACACACCCGACUGUAAUUCUGUUCUCUUUUUGUCAGUCGUCCCCCCCCCCCCAAAAAAGAGGUGGGGGAAUAACCGUUUGCAUUCGCUUUCUCUUGUGAAUUGACCCUCUUUUUUUUUUUUGUAUUUUUGAAUGAGGCUUUUGCGCUCGUGUGCCAUGCCAUCUCGGCCACACAUGUCAAGAUCUGCGUGUGCGUGGAUGGCGAGACGUUCAGGCACACAUGAAUUUUGAAAGAUUCUAUGUCCGUAAUAUUAAUCUUGAUAUCCUAAAAUUUUUGGCAAAAUAUUGUUGUUUGCCGUUACGUUCAGUAGGCUUCUGGGAGAGCUCCCUAAAGAGGAAGUAUUUGGGUUUUGUUUUAAAGUUGAGGCUUUAUUGGGUGAGCCGUACAGUAUGCUGACCUCCUGUUAGGUCCUAUUACAUAUCUCGCAGAAUGUAAAAGUAAAUAUUGUUCAUUAAGAAUCUUAUGAUAGCUGUAAAAAGGGGUGAAAAAAAAAUCUGUACCGUUUUUGUCAUGCAAGGCCAUGAAAUCUUUUAUGUAGAUGUAUUACUUGAAAGAAAAGAAUAAAAUUCAAAUACUGUUUU
Pungitius pungitius (ninespine stickleback) is the source of this 4716-nucleotide messenger RNA. It is a transcript of the gene ppp3cca, whose product is annotated as protein phosphatase 3, catalytic subunit, gamma isozyme, a. The transcript is spliced from 14 exons. The record is from RefSeq and is a predicted model, not a curated record. Gene Ontology annotation, biological process: calcineurin-mediated signaling. Gene Ontology annotation, molecular function: calmodulin-dependent protein phosphatase activity; calmodulin binding. Bases 1029 to 2564 code for a protein of 511 amino acids. Gene Ontology annotation, cellular component: cytoplasm; calcineurin complex. NCBI's taxonomy places the organism in Eukaryota, Metazoa, Chordata, Actinopteri, Perciformes, Gasterosteidae.